Ascochyta rabiei is the source of this 1779-nucleotide messenger RNA. RefSeq lists its product as uncharacterized. The record is from RefSeq and is a predicted model, not a curated record. The transcript is spliced from 2 exons. Gene Ontology annotation, molecular function: protein binding. Lineage: Eukaryota; Fungi; Ascomycota; Dothideomycetes; Pleosporales; Didymellaceae. Bases 1 to 1779 code for a protein of 592 amino acids.
AUGGCGACAGAUAUCUACAUUGGAAAGAGACUCUCCUUCGAUGGCCAACUCUGCACCGUUCGAUUUCGCGGCGCAGUCGAGGGCACCAAAGGAGAGUGGUUGGGUGUAGAGUGGGACGAUCCAACCCGUGGAAAGAACUGUGGCGAGCAUAAUGGCCACAAAUACUUUGACUGCCUCAGAAGACAUGCGCCAGCAGGUUCUUUUAUCAGACCAACUCGCAAGCCUGAUCAACCACGUUCAUUUGUGGAGGCACUAAAAGCAAAGUAUGCAGACGAUGACUUUGAGGAUCCCAGCGUAAAAGUAGUGUUUGUUAUGAAAGAAGGUGAUAAUGCCAAGGCAAGGAAGGACCCAGCCGCGAAGUUGAGUCAGCCGAUACGAUUCAACGGUAAGGUCGCAGAAGAGGUGGGCUUUGACAAGAUCAGAAAACAGCUUGCUCAAUUGGAGGAGCUCAAAUUCGUGAUCUUGGAUGGCUUAAGGAUGUGGAGGCCGGAGGUGAGGCCAAGUGCGAGAGCCAAAGAAGAGCUGGAAUGGCCACAAGGCGCGACAGACAUCAAAGAUGCGUGCCCAAAGACAUACGAGCUGGAUCUCAGUCGGAACCUAUUCGAAGAGUGGAGAGAAAUUGCUGCAAUUUGCGAGCAAUUGAACCGACUGAGGGUUCUGAGAGUCGACGGAACACGGUUCAGAGAUACAUCGUUAACAGAGGUCGAACUCGAUCGUUGCCUCCGGGUUUUCGCCAACAUCACAACUUUGAAGCUGGAAGAAGAUCUGCUCCCAUGGGAAGAGCUCGUCAACAUCACGCACCAGUUCCAAGCCCUCACCACAUUCUCAGCAUCCAGCAACUUCUACUCAAGCUUAACACCACACCUCUUGAACCCAACAAUUACCGACCUGACGUUGGAAGAUAACCUCUUCCCGUCCCUAUCCGUCCUCGAACCACUAACCAAGAUACCGAAUCUUCGACGCCUCGUCUUGAAGUCAAAUAAAAUUACCGAAAUUGGCAUACCGCCACCAAACUUUCGCGACUCACUCAAAGAAGUUGAUCUCUCCUUCAACGAAAUAACAACCUGGUCUUUCAUCGAGCAGUUGGAGCACACCUUCCCAGGCCUUACCAGUCUUCGCGUGUCUCACAACCCACUCUACGAAGCCCUCCAAGCGCCGGACGGCCGUUCUCUCACCGCAGACGAUGGGUAUAUGCUCACAGUGGCGCGACUCGGCAACCUCAAGACAUUGAAUCACAGUCCCAUAAGCGACAAAGAGCGGCUCAACGCCGAGUCAUACUACCUUUCGCUCAUAGUGAAGGAAGUGCAGUUUGCACCAGAGAAGCUACGAGAAGAAAUCCUGAGCAGUCAUCCAAGAUACAAAUUGCUCUGUGAAGAGUACGGGGAGCCAGAUAUCAAGCGGAGCAAGAAUGCGGUCAAUCCAAACUCACUUGCUGCGCGGCUGCUACGCAUCAACUUCUACCUGGCAAACGAUAGAUCAAAAGCAUGUGAGGCUGAGAUACCAAUGAGCUGCACGGCGUAUACGGUCCUCGGUGUCGUGGGUAAGCUGUUCGGUGUCGUACCAACGGGUUGCAAACUUAUCUGGGAAACCGGCGAUUGGAUGCCAGCGAGAAGGACAAUGGCUGAAGUGGAAGAAGAGGACUGGGAUUCUGAGGAUAGUGAAGAUGAAGCAACCACAAGUAGAAUGAUGCGAGAGGUUGAGAUCACACCAGGCACAAGAUCGAUUGGGACGUGGAUUGAUGGCAUAGAGGCUACUGUGAGGGUUGAGCUGGAAAUGUAA